Brassicogethes aeneus is the source of this 834-nucleotide messenger RNA. Lineage: Eukaryota; Metazoa; Arthropoda; Insecta; Coleoptera; Nitidulidae. The record is from the annotation of a GenBank genome assembly.
AUGUGCAAUUCCAAAGAACAAUUAAAAAAGCACGCCAGAAUCCACUAUGAAAAAAAGCGCAGUUGUCCUACAUGUCACAAACAAUUCAAGUUUUCCAACGAGUUAAAAAAGCAUAUCGAUGCCGUCCAUUUAAAUAAAAGAUACAAAUGCGAACUGUGCGACAAGAGUUUUAAAGUCAAAUACUACUUGAAGCACCACCUUGUCACUCACACUCAGGAAUACAAACUGUUUUGCGAUGUUUGCAAUAAAGGUUUUCUGUUUAAUCACGAACUUGUAUCGCAUAAAAACAAAGUACACGAAGGUCUUGCUUUUACCUGCGAACGAUGUGGAAAGACUUUUAAAGGCGAACAAUACAUGAGAGAACAUGUAAAAACGCACGAAGCUGAAUACCAAAAACCUACCUAUCAGUGCAGUGAGUGUGGCAAAAUAUUAAAUCACAUACAUUCCUAUAAGAGACAUUUAAAGAUGCACAAAGGCGAGUUAAAAAACAUAUGCGACAUUUGUGGACUUUCGGUUACCAGCGUAUCUAGUUUAAGAAAUCACAUGAGAACGCAUAGUGGAGAAAAACCGUACGCUUGUGAUUUUUGUGAAAAAUUAUUUACUACAUCAAAGUCGUUAUUAGUGCAUCGAAGGGUUCAUACGAAAGAAAAACCGUUUGUUUGUAGUAUUUGUAGUAGAGGGUUUUCCCAAAAAGGAUCUUUAAAUGUACACAUGCGAAGCCAUACUGGCGAAAAACCAUACAAAUGUACUGACUGUCAAAAAUCUUUUACCACCAAACCAUUGCUGAAUUCUCAUAAAUGCAAAAAAGUAAUUCCCAUAAAUGCAAAAAAAUAA